Molecule: messenger RNA, 1910 nt
Organism: Leptopilina boulardi
Lineage: Eukaryota; Metazoa; Arthropoda; Insecta; Hymenoptera; Figitidae
Gene: eIF3e
Product: eukaryotic translation initiation factor 3 subunit E
Exons: 9
Coding region: 103-1416 (437 amino acids)
Biological process (GO): translational initiation
Cellular component (GO): eukaryotic translation initiation factor 3 complex; nucleus; cytoplasm
Molecular function (GO): translation initiation factor activity
Source: RefSeq, a predicted model, not a curated record
CUUGCUAGUUUCACUUUUCUCGCUCUAACCUCUUUAAGAGUGAGAGGAGCAUUUUUUGCCUUUUUUAAUUUAGAGAAAAAAUUUAGUUUUACUUUAUACAAAAUGGCAAAAUAUGAUUUAACAACACUUGUAGGACAAAAUUUGGAUCGUCAUUUGGUAUUUCCUCUUUUGGAAUUUUUAACUGCAAAAGAGAUUUAUGACGAAAAUGAACUUCUCCUUGUUAAAUUGGAGAUUCUCAGUAAAACAAACAUGAUUGAUUAUGUUAUUGAUAUAAGGAAACAAUUGUAUCCCGAUAUUGAAGUUCCGGCUGAAUUAAAAGCUCGUCGUGCAAAUGUUUUACAAGAAUUAUCACUACUUCAAAACAAUAGUUCUGUUGUUUUGCAAAUAUUGCAUAAUGAAGAUACAAUGAAGAAAAUGGAGGGUAUGCGUGAUUCGAAAACACUCAAUAAUUUUUUAACUCAAGAGCAUAAUUUUAAAGUUGAGAUUAUGGACGAUUUUGUAAAAUUAGCAAAAUAUCGUUACGAGUGUGGUAAUUAUUCAGUGUCAACGUCAUACUUAUAUUUCUGCUUGUUGGUUAUGCCACCCACAGACAAGAAUUACUUAAAAGUACUUUGGGGUAAAUUGGCAUCUGAAAUUCUUGUACAAAAUUGGGAAACUGCAUUGGAUGAUUUAAAUAAACUACGAGAGUACAUUGACAGUAAUGUGAUUGGAAAUUCAUUAGAAAUACUUCAACAACGCACGUGGUUAAUUCAUUGGAGUCUUUUUGUAUUUUUCAAUCAUCAAAAAGGCAGGGACCUCAUUAUUGAAAUGUUCCUAUAUCGACCGCAUUACUUGAAUGCUAUUCAAACCAUGUGUCCUCAUAUAUUACGUUAUUUGGCAGCAUCAAUAAUUGUAAAUCGUUUAAGAAGAAACACAUUAAAGGAUCUCGUUAAAGUUAUUCAACAGGAAUCAUACACGUAUCGCGAUCCAAUAACCGAAUUUUUGGAACAUUUAUAUGUUAAUUUUGACUUUGAUGGAGCUCGUCAAAAAUUACAAGAAUGUCAAACUGUCGUUUGCAAUGAUUUUUUCCUAAUUGGACUGCCAGUUGAAUUUGUCGAAAAUGCGAGAUUAUUGAUUUUCGAAACAUUCUGUCGAAUUCAUCAGUGUAUCAGUAUUGAAAUGCUUGCUGAAAAGCUUAAUAUGAAAGCUGAAAUUGCAGAAUGUUGGAUUGUUAAUUUAAUUCGAAAUGCGCGACUCGAUGCAAAAAUUGACAGUAAAUUAGGACAUGUUGUAAUGGGCGCACAACCAGCAUCGCCUUAUCAACAGUUAAUUGAAAAAAUUGAAACACUUAGUGUGAGAAGUGAAGCUUUGGAAAAUGUAAUUGAACGAAAAUUGAAAGCUAAAAAUCAGGAUACAGUAAGUAUAAUGUGGCACUAACAAAAGGGUUAUCCAUCAUGGAAUGAUUUUUAAUGAAAAUGCGCACAGCAAAUUAACUUUAUACAAAAAAAAAGAGAAGAAAACUUUUUAAUAAAAGUGAAUAUAAAAGAAAAAACAAUUAAAAUUGAGCGCAGUAAAUGAUAAACAAUAAUGCAAAGUAUUUAGUUGUGAAGAGUCCCGUUUUUUUUUUACAAUGAAAAUCGAUUACACAAUGGAAUAAAAAAGAAAAAUAUUUAAACAAUCGUUUUAUUUAAGUACGCCCGUUUGCUCAGUAUCAAUCUAUACAGUGUCAUUAAUCAAAAUUAAUUUACAAAUUAACAAUGAUAGAUGAAUAAAAAUAAAAUUUUAAUUUAAACAAAUUAAAUUUAUCGUUUUUUAAGUUAAAACAAAAAAAAAAACAUAUUGCUUAUUUACUGUACAAUGCGGCGUAUAUUUGAUUCAUAUAUAUAUGAUUUGAUGUAUUAUUUUACUGUAAUAGAACAUUUUUAUUCUUA